AAGAAUUUGAUAUCUAAAACUUGGUGGGACAUCUCGACAUCAGUGUAUUAUAGGCGCUACGUGCCACAUUGCAUAACCUCCAGAAUAGUCUAAAGCAGUGUGUGACGAACAAUUUUUAUCGUACUCUUUAUUCGCCUGUCGUACAGAUUUCUUCGUUUUACGAAGCGAUGGCAGAAUGUUACGACAAGUUGUCUUGGACAGAAGUAAGGGAUUUAUUGAGAACUUGGAGGGAAGAUUCUGAACGACGAAGUAAAGAUGUAGUAGACUUUUGGGAAAAUACUUUGAUAGGAAAGAUUGAUCGUUUGUAUAAUAUAUAUCAUGAAUAUUUUGUUUUUCAUUAUUCAGAAUAUCUAAUUCUGGAACAAGUGUGUGUAGCCGCAUUGGAUUGUUAUCGAUUACCAUUAGCUGAUUAUUGCAUUAAAAUUUUAAUGCGUGCCUUUCCUGGCAGCUUACGUGUUCACAAGUACCAUGCUAUGCAUUUGGAAGCAUUAGAAAUGUAUGAUGAGGCAAUGGAAGUUUUGGAUUCUAUUAUAAAAAGAGAUGAAACCAAUGCCGCACCAAGAAAACGUCGUGUUGCCAUUUUAAAAGCUCAAGGACGCAUUCCAGAAGCAAUCAAAGAGCUUACAGAAUAUCUGAAAAGAUUUAUGAGCGAUCAAGAAGCAUGGCACGAGUUGUGUGAUUUAUAUUUACAAGAACAGGAAUAUUCCAAAGCAGCUUAUUGUAUGGAAGAACUUAUAUUGCAUAAUCCACAUAGUCAUUUAAUUUACCAAAGAUAUGCUGAAAUAAAAUAUUCUCAGGGUGGAUUUGAAAACAUGGAACUAGCAAAAGCAUACUUCUGUCAAGCUGCGAAAUUAAAUCCAAAUAAUAUUAGAGCUUUAUAUGGCUUGUUAUUAACAACAAAUAAUAUUGCAACAUCGCCUAAAUGUCCUUCGUCCAAGAAGAAGGAAGCAAUGAAACUGAGUGAAUGGGCUAGUAGACAAAUUGAGAAACAAUAUGAAAGUAAAGUUUCAAAUGAGAACGUUAAAAACGUAGAACGUUUACUAGGACAAUUACAACUUGAAGCUUAGGUAUUACGUUAUGUAAUUAUUCUUGUAUUUAUUUUAAUUUUGUGAAAGACAUAUAUAAGCGAUAUAUGUUUAAAGACAUUGCAAUAACGAUU
Messenger RNA from Cyphomyrmex costatus, 1159 nucleotides. RefSeq names its product ER membrane protein complex subunit 2. The record is from RefSeq and is a predicted model, not a curated record. Gene Ontology annotation, molecular function: protein binding. The transcript is spliced from 7 exons. Bases 168 to 1067 code for a protein of 299 amino acids. Lineage: Eukaryota; Metazoa; Arthropoda; Insecta; Hymenoptera; Formicidae.